GCCCCAACGUCUCGGGGUGCCAUUUGUCCGAUCUCGUGACCUCGAAAAGCCUCAUCGUAAUAACCAUUCCCGACACGGCCGACGUUUUUCGCGAACUCUCGGGUUCCGAUAACUCGGCUUCCGACGAGAUGAGUUAGAGCGGGAGCGCGACAGUAAUCGAAUUGCACGAUUGGCUGAGACCGACCGAGUGUCAUCCCUCGAUGACGAAGAAGUAAAUUUAUAUAUCGGCGAGCGCGUUUUUUUUCUCUCACAUCGCACAUCGGUGUGUGAUGCGCCGUUCGGGCUGAACUCGACGCUCCGCGUCGUCACGGAAAUUUUCUCUCACUCUCCUUACCGCGCUCGUUCGCGAAAGAAUGAGCUAAUCACGCGCGCGCGCGGGGUGGCUCAGGUGCGAGGUCUCUUUCGCUUCCGGGCUUCGCGGCUGUAGAGGGACAUAAUCGGUACGCGCGCGCGGUGUGGGUGCCGUCGAGGACACUUUUUUAUAGUUGUGUAGAACGCGGCCACGAUGGUGCUCCACGGAGUGAAUCAAAACGGCCUUCUUUCCUUCGAAAAUCCCAAUUACCACCUGGAUCCAGCCCGGCUGGACGAUGCUCUGAAUAGCAACGGAAACGGCAGCUCUCUGUACGAUGAAUUGUAUCAGGAAUUGGUCGGCAGUGGUGGCCAAGGCGGCGAGGUAACCGGCGGCGGGGGAGGGGGCGGUGGAACAAGGGUUCAGGCACGCAGAACCUACGCCACGUUGGAUCUGGGCAGUAUGGGGGUGGACGUCACCCAGGGCCCCCUCACGCAGGAUUCCGUGACGGACGACGCUUCCGACAACACAGACAACCAUAACCUAGGGUACGGCUGCGAGGGUGUGGCGGAGUCCGCUCUCGUCGACGACACCCUCAACGGGAAUCCCCACUCGUCAACCUCGUCGUCGUCGAGCGCGAUCCUGCCUCAAUCUCACGCCCUUCAGUCGGGAUCCGCGGGAUCGAUCGACGCUACGGACACUUCCGAAUCGAGAAAUUAUUGCGAGAAACCCGACAACGAGACCGCGGAGAUGGGCGGCGUGCCACACGUGGAAGGUGGCCUGAACAGCGAGCUGUACGCCGUGCCGGUGAAACGACGGCAGCCGAAGGAGCAGAAGAACAAUGCGAUUCUGCAGAACAAUACCCAGGAGAAACCGACGGACGUGGACAGCGUCGAUUCCGAGGACAAAGACGAGAAUCUGCCGCCCGGCUGGCAAAAGCACGAGGAUGAGAAUGGUCCUUAUUAUUGGCACGUAAAAAGCGGUAACAUACAGAGAGAACCGCCGGAGGCCCCGUUGCACGCAAAAACGGAGGCACGCCGGAGCUUGGUCAAGGAUAACGAUAGCAUAAAUAAUUUUCAUACUUUGAGCGGCAUGGUAAACACGGUCACUCGCAGCAACACGAGCUCGGCUCUGGACCAAGAGUUGGAGAACAAGAGGAAAGUGGAAUUAGCUCUCAAACGAAGAAGCUAUCCCGCUAGAGCGGAUUCAGAGGGCAGAGACAAGCCGAUUAGAUUCGCCGUGCGAUCCCUGGGAUGGACGGAGAUCGCGGAAGAGGAUCUCACGCCCGAGAGAAGCAGCAAGGCCGUGAAUAAAUGCAUCGUGGAUCUCUCACUCGGUAGAAACGAUCUUCUGGACGUCGUCGGACGAUGGGGCGAUGGUAAGGAUCUAUUUAUGGACCUGGACGAGGGCGCGCUCAAACUAAUCGAUCCGGAGAAUCUCACCGUACUGAACACACAACCUAUUCAUACGGUUAGGGUAUGGGGCGUAGGGAGAGAUCACUGUCGCGAAAGGGACUUUGCUUACGUGGCAAGAGACCGAUCGACCAGGAAACACAUGUGUCAUGUGUUCCGAUGCGACAUACCGGCGCGCACGAUCGCCAACACGCUUCGCGAUAUUUGCAAGAAGAUAAUGAUCGAGCGCUCUCAGCAUCAGAAUCUUGCGAAACCGGUGGAUAUCAACGGCCGAACGAGUCUGGCUACAAGACCCACGAAUCUGCCAACUGAACAUCGGCGUUUCCACAGAAACGGCCAGACGCUAGUCACACAAUCCUUUCCAACGCCGAUGGAAGAACCGAAGAAAGUGCUGCGGGCGCAGUACCUUGGAUCUAUGCAAGUCACUCAGGCGACCGGCAUGGAGGUAUUGAACGAAGCAAUAGAACAUAUCGUGACGAACACUCCGAUCAAUCAGUGGCGAAACGUUAAUGUUGCCGUAGCUCCUAGCAUGAUAUCCAUUCAUACGCCGAACGAUGACAAACUCAUCACCGAAUGUCGAGUACGUUACCUGUCGUUCCUCGGUAUCGGCCAUAACGUCAAGCAAUGCGCCUUUAUCAUGCACACUGCGCAGGAUCUCUUUAUCGCACACAUCUUUAACUGCGAACCCAGCAGCGGAGCGCUCUGCAAGACAAUCGAAGCCGCUUGCAAGUUGAGGUACCAGAAAUGUUUGGACGCACAUCCACAAGGCUUCAGAAACGCCAGCAGUCUCAACACUCCGAGCGGCAGAGGAUUAGGCGCAACCAUAAAGUCCUUAGUUGGGUCCCUGACUGGACGCAGGAAUAAGCAGGGCGAGUCCUGAGACGAGGCUCUCUCGCUGCAGUCCCCCGAUUGUCCGCUAGGAACUCUGGCCAUUGCCUGCUGAGCGAGAGGUGAUCCGACACAGGCAUCUGCAGUCGCCGUUGACGCUCAAGUACUUCGGCGGCUCGCCGCCGAGCGCGUCCCUCAAGUCGCUGCUCUCACCCUCGCUGGACACCAGGCGUAUUCAGCUCGCUCGCUGGGAGAGCAACCCCUAGAGAGACGCGGAGGCCUGAUGCGCCGGGAGGCAGCCGUAGCCGACGAACGGAUAUUCUCUUUACGACAUAAACGACUGAAUUUUGCGAAAGAUUCCGCAGAGUGCUAUACCAAUACCACAGCUAUAGUGGACUACGCUUACCUAUGUCGAUAUGAUGUUAUGUAUGUUAACGCAAUGUUUAACGAAGGGGGGAGGGAGGAUAUAUCGCGGAUAUGCUGCGAUUCGAUAGACAAGAGCGAUGCGUCCCGUCGCGGAAAUUCUUAGAAAAAGAAAAAAAAAACAGCGCGUAACGAAUUAAAAGCAGCAUUCACGGGGAACCGACGGGUUUCUGAGAAAGCUUAGAGUAAAAAAAAAAGGGGGGGAGAAAUCGGAAGAGUGAAUUGUCUGUAUAUAUAAGGUGAUUAUUGCGCUAAAUUUAAUCGACUCGCUCGUUCGAAUGGGAGGAGUGGCAGAGACGAAGGAGGAAACCGCCAGCGGGAUUUCGCGAGCGAGUGAAAUUGUGUGCGUGUCGGAGAGAGCGAAUGAGAGCUGCAGUUAGCGUAGUAGUAAGCGUAUAUCCGCAAAGGCAUUCGAGGAGAUUCGAGGGAAGUUAUAGAGAGCUUGUGCGUAUAUGGUAUAUAAAUAUAAUAUAUAAACUUGUACGUGCGUGUAAUUCUCGGGUGUACAGAUUAGGAAAAGCGUGACGAGGACGACGAUCGGGUCGCACGGGACACAUAAUACACGCGUAAGCACACGCGUGUGAAGAACGCACCUCCGCACACACGCCAGCACGCGCACCGCGACUGUACCGGGUGUCCCGCGGACGUACGCUGCUUCUUUUUGCCUGUGGAUUUUCCGACGACUACGACGGAACGCCAUCGAGCGCGGUAGGUCCGGGGACGACCCCUAGAUAUACACACGCGCACGUUUACACGGCGGCCGAUAGGGAGUUUAUUUUUUAUGGCGAAUUAGAUAGGAGCUUUAGGGAAGAGCUUGCAAGCACCUCGGAGAUCACGAAGCCGAUACGACAAAUACUUAUACCGCGACCGUCCUUUAAACUUCAAAUUGUGAAGGGAAAGCAGUUAGGCGAGAGAGAUCGAUGAUAUUGCGCAACGAUAUUGAAGCCACGCGUGAUCGCAAUCGGUCGUUGCACGCGCGCAAUAAUCGCGCGAUAACGUUACCCAAUACGCCCAUACUUGGGACUUACGUCCGCGCGGUAAUAACUAUUAAACCGAAUACGAUGACAUUAAUAAUUAUUAUCGCCGGUGAUAAUUAUUAUCCUCGUAAGCGCGUACGCUAAACGAUAAUUAUUAUCGCUAGACGCAUCGUAGCACGGCGAAUUUCAGCUGAAAAAAAAAAAAGAAUCGUAUGCAUAUCAAUUGUACGCCAUUGCAAUUUUUUCGACCGCUACUUAAAAGAUAGAUGCAUGCGAGAGGUAUGUUCGUACAAAAACGUUAUUACAAAAAGAGUCAGGUGUACCGUUUAAAAAAGUUCCACGCAUUUACACGUGCGCGCACACACACACACACACACACAUACAUACACCACGUACGUAGAACUGUGUACAGUCAUGAACUGCACCUCGCACUAGCGAUCGCCGCUAUCGUAGAAUUUAGAGAGCCGAAAACAAUCCUGAUCGAGGCACGUUUUUGUGGUAACAUUUAAAAAUUUGAUCGCAUUGCACUGCGAAUCUACAAUAUGUGUACACUUACAAAUACGUGCGUACUGAUGACGAUUAUGCGUAAAGGAGACUCGCCGCUGUUGCUGAUUCGGAGACGAAAUUAUCACGAUUAAGCGAAACAUAUUUCCUCUACGGCAAUUUUUUUUUUUCUUAAUUUUAGCCAAUUUUAUUUUAUAUAAUAGUUAUAAGAAUUAGCUUAGUGUUUUAAGGAUUAAUAAAUCGUUUUCCAAUCCUUGUUUAUCGAAACCCGAAGUAUCAUCUCUCCGAAGUGAAUCCAAGUUGCGCUUAUUAACGAUUUAUAAGAAGCAUCGAAGUGUCGUAUUCUACUUUUUUUUUUUUUUCCGUAGAGGAAUCUUUUUCUAUUCAGAGGGCGCAAUCCUCGUCGUCCUGCGAGGACGGUCACGUCGUACGAGCCAUCGUCGUUGCGAGAGAUACAAAGUUGUGCGGGACCCAGAACGAAGAUAUUUCUAUGUAGCGUUUUAAAUAAAAGAGAUAAAAGCACAGAGGAGCAGAAAGAAAUAAUGGCAAGAUAUAAUAGAGCGUUGCGGGAGAGUGUGCGUGAAAGGGUGAGUAUGCAUGAGUAUGCUGCUGGUCGGGAGGGGUGUUUAAUUAUUAUUAUUAUGUAAAUAGUUUCAUCGCGAUAUCUCUCCACCAUCGUCGCGGACUUCCUUUGUUCUUUCGCUUCGUUCUUUCGCGAGAUUAACGCGGCGACGCGUUUCAACAAGCGCGCGCGCGCGCGCGCGCGCGAACGAGCGAAGGGGCGAAUUCUGUUACGCGCGCGUCGCGUAACUCCACCGUUAAAUCGUAUCGUUGUACAAUUGAGUGUUGGGAGAGGAGUGUUGCCAGCGGUGUCGCGAGUCUGUGAAACAUUGGGGUUGCAAAGAGCUCGGCGGGAGUACGUUCCGCGAAAUUGACUUCCCGAUCUUCGAAAUCGAGCGUCCGGGCGCGCACGCCGCGCAUACGCUUUAAUUUUGCAAUUGCACAAAAUCGACCCCGCCGAUUUCGAAGAUUGGAAAUGAAGUCUCGCAGCACGGAUUCCCGCCCGUCCCUCUCGGCUCGUCAUCCAACUUUCUUUAGAUGGCGAACAGCCUCGAGAGGCGCGCGAGAGAGGAUUUAAUAAAUGGUGUGGAUGUAAAUAUGAUAUACACGUGUAGAGAGUAAGGCCGAAGCUAUGAAGUUCAACAAACAAACACACACACACGCACACACACACAUGCACACAUUAUCGUACCGCACUGCCAAGGCACGUGCAACGCCGAUGCACAAUUUCACAUUUACACGUGCACACCUUCUCGCAAAUCAGUUAGGUGCAACCACAUGCGUGUGGCACGCAUGUGGAGGAAAAAAAAUACGUACACACACACACAAAUUGCGCAUAGCUUAACUGUCUCUUUAUAUAGGUGUUGACACGUCGUCAUGGGAGAGCUAACCACAAAUGAGGGGGUGGACUGGUGUGUAGGGGGGUGGGAGGGGGAGUUCGGGUGGUAAAACACGACAAGAGCCACUUAUAAUUGACAUAGCAUAGCGAACCUUACUGUAUUUACCGUGACAUGUAAUACCCUUUAACGAGAAGAAAUGCGAAUCUACUGAUAGAAGAGUUGUUCUGCACAAAAAAAAAAACACGAUGCUUCAUUGGUAAUUAUAGUGUCUCUCACUCUCUC
Linepithema humile (Argentine ant) is the source of this 6115-nucleotide messenger RNA. The record is from RefSeq and is a predicted model, not a curated record. NCBI's taxonomy places the organism in Eukaryota, Metazoa, Arthropoda, Insecta, Hymenoptera, Formicidae.